Fusarium tjaetaba is the source of this 2565-nucleotide messenger RNA. RefSeq names its product Lipoteichoic acid synthase-like yvgJ. The transcript has a single exon. Bases 1 to 2565 code for a protein of 854 amino acids. The record is from RefSeq and is a predicted model, not a curated record. Lineage: Eukaryota; Fungi; Ascomycota; Sordariomycetes; Hypocreales; Nectriaceae.
AUGCAGAAUACGACACCGUCUCAGGCGGCCUUGGCGCUCGCACGCGCUCUGCUAAAACGAGUACCCAACCGCCAAUUCUUCUUCACCUUCACAGCCCUCGCAGUUUGGGGUGCCAAGAUAAUACACAUUUACGCACACAUCAAUGCCGUGCACCAAAAUCUAUUACAUCGUUGGGGCUAUUCGUUCGUUACACAAGAUGUCGUCCUCCUCACCCUCAUUCGACUUCUCCUUGACCAAUGGUCCACGGGCCUACCCACGCGGUCGCAAAUCGCUGUCCUCGUCUUCACCGCGAUAUUCAUGUUCAUCAACGCGUUGCUUAGUGUGGUCUCGAUAUCCUUCUACCUCGUCGCCGGCUCCGAAAUACAUUAUAGCAACAUCUCUCUGCCAAACGACCCCUCCUCCAAAUCGUUGAUGCUGUCGGGCAGCGUCGCAUUUACAAGUGUCCUCUGCGCCAACAUCUUAUUGAGCUGGCUCCUCAAGACACCUUGCUACAACAUCCAUGGCUACGUCGCUGAGGUUAUACAUCGAUCGAUCGCCAAUGCUUGGCAAUUCCUUCGUCGCAUUCUUCCCCGCCACAAUCGCUAUGCUCCUCUACCGAAAGCCGAUCUCGAGGGCCAGGCUGAUUCCUUCGAUGACGAAAGUUCCGACGACGACCUCCAAGAACAAAAGACCCAGCACUUGAGCCCGUUCCAAUUCCGACUCAGAACUGCUUUGAGAUCCGUGCCAUUCGCUUUGGCGGCCAUCUUCUUGCUCACGCUCGUCUACGCGGCCGUCGCACGACCCUCCGACCGAUCCCUCAUAUUUCUCUCUUACACCGCAGCACUGUCGCCAUUCGUGGACUUUUCCUCGGGACCGACAUUGCAAGACUUGCCUAGUGUUUUCGGCACUGGCAUCCAGCACAGCUGGGACAAUGUCACUGCGCUCGCAACGGCCGAGCCAUUUGAUUGGCUUCCCAAUGAUCAAGUGUUGGCCGGCUUCGAGGAUUGGCACUGGAAGCGCCCGCAUUACAAUGCUGAUGUCGACCCAUUGAAGAUUUCGAAUCUCGGACAAGACAUUGUUCCCACACUGAAGGACAAGCUGCAAGACGUUCCCAUCCGACAUGUCAUUCUGUGCUUCCUCGAAAGCACACGAAAUGACGUUUUCCCAAUUAAGAAGGAUGGAAACAUUUGGAAGCUUUUGGCAUCAACAUUCCCCGACAACAAGAUUCCUCAAGAGGCUCAUGAGAAAUUGGCCAAUCUUACUCCUACCGCCAAUUACAUUACAGGCGACUACGACGAUGGCUUCGACCACCAAGGGUCCAAGCCCAAGCGUGGCGGCGUUCACUUCACCAAUGCCCAUACCACCGGCACCUUUACUUUUAAGAGCUUGGUCGGUACCUUAUGCGGUAUCGGCCCAUUGCUCGCGGACUUCAAUCUCGACUACGCGCACCAUAUCUACCAGCCUUGCUUGGCCAAUAUCUUCGAAGCUCUGAACCAAGUGUCCAACACUACCGACGCCGGGUCGCGCCCCUUCAACGACUUCAAGUGGCAGUCAUACUUCUACUCAGCUGCGACUUUGGGAUAUAACAAUCAGCAAGAGUUGAUGGAGGCAACUGGCUUUCCGGAGGAGCAUCUCAUCGGACUUGAGUGGCUACGAUCUGAGAAUGCGACACACGGGCCGGUAACACUACCACGAAUCAACGGCUUUGCCUUUGAAGAGGACCCCUUGGAGGAUUACUUCCGUGACGUGUUUGUCCAGGCCAAGGAGAAGGAUGAGCGAGUCUUCUUGUCGCACAUCACAUCGACAAGUCACCACGCCUACAAGCUGCCCGAGGGAGAGGAGUACGUCCCACUUGCUAAUGGCCAUGAUAUGCUUUCGCAUUAUCUCAAUACGGAAGGCUAUGAUGAUCGAUGGCUACGCAAGAUCUUGGAUCUACUAGACGAGCAGGGUGUCGCCAAUGAGACCCUCAUUGUCUUCGUCGGCGACCACGGAAUCUCGAUGCCUGAGAACGGCGCCGUGUCGCCCUACUACAACCCUAGCAUCGGCAUCGACCACGUUCCUCUCGUCCUAUCUCAUCCUCUCCUGCCCGCUUUCGACAUCCACGAUGCCGUUCAUUCCUCCCAAAUCUUACCAACCAUCCUCGAUCUUCUCCUCGAGACAGGUUCCCUAAACAACGCCAGCCGACAAGUGGCUUCCGACCUCGUCCGCAAUUACGAAGGCCAAUCCCUCAUUCGACCUCUUCUCACAAAGAACGAGACAACCGGCCAAGGGAACUGGCAGUUCGUCGUGGUAAAUCCAGGUCGCGCUGUAGUAACUGCCCGAGAUGCCCGUCACCCAGAGCGCCACCUUGCCAUUCCUCUCAUCGACAAUGUCGAAUGGCGAUUGAGCAACGUGGAUGAAGAUCCCAUGGAGCACGACUCUGUGCAGAGUUUCGACUUUACUUCUUUCACAGAUGUUGUUUCACGGAGGUUUGGCAAUGACGUUGCGCAAUGGGUUGAAGAGGGGGCUUUCAUAGCGAGAUGGUGGGCGGAAGAAAACCAUAAACGGUGGCAAUAUGGGGAAUAUGAUGAGCGAAAAACAGCCUAA